This is a messenger RNA of Abrus precatorius (Indian licorice), 3296 nucleotides long. RefSeq lists its product as uncharacterized. The record is from RefSeq and is a predicted model, not a curated record. The transcript has 19 exons. Bases 446 to 2854 code for a protein of 802 amino acids. Lineage: Eukaryota; Viridiplantae; Streptophyta; Magnoliopsida; Fabales; Fabaceae.
GAAGAGAGACAUUGAUUGGAUGGAGUUGUUACCAACCAAAGAGAAGAGAAUCUUGGAAGUGAUGAGUGCAGUAAGAAGCAGCGGCUACAACGAAACAAGGCGUGCAAAAUAAGAAACUCACCUUCCCUUCUUCUUCUUCUUCUUCUUCUUCUUCUUUUUUCCCUUUCCUUCAAUCUCUCUUCUCUCUCUCUCUCUCUCAACUUGUCCCUUCGCUUCACCAUUCCACCACUUUAUUAUAUUUUCUUUCUGUUCCAUUCAUCACUUCCAAAUCUAAUAUAAAUAUAUAUUUAUAUUUUUCACCCCCAACCCAAAACUACCUCGUCAACUUCAUCAAUUAAUUCACCCAAGUGCCCGAACUUUUUCUCUCUUUAUAUAUGUAAUCUUUAGUCUUUUCUUUUCUUUUGCUAUUUCCAGGUGAAGCUUUUUCUUUUCCUUGAAGGGACAAAUGACUGGAAUGGCAAAGGAAGAAGGGUCAGCUAGUCCUAGCUGGGGUGCUACAUUUUUUAUGCAGACAACAGAGGAUGUGGCUAGAGCUGUUGCUGCGGCUGUUAACUCUCCAAUGUCGUCAAAAGAUGAUAAUAGCAGUAGCCAGCUUCAAAGGCUGCAGUAUCAACUUACAAAAAUGUUAAAAGGCUUUUCGCGGACUCCUGAUGUUGAAAACACCAAUUACAAUCCUGAGAUUCUGACUAGUCUGAAGCGUCAAUGGGCUGCAAACUUUCAGUUGCAGCAUAUGGACCAUAGGUUUUGGAAGGAGCCCUCACGACUGUUUGAGAGCAUGGUGGUAGUCGGACUUCAUCCUAAUUGUGAUGUUCAGGCACUGCAAAGGCAAUAUGUUAAUCGAAAGUCUGAAGGCUCUGGUAGAUUGAGAAGUGCACUUGGUUAUCAGAAUCAAUCUCGUGUUGAACCCAACAUUGAACCGCAGGUCUUAUUUGUUUACCCUCCAGAAAAACAUCUGCCUCUUAAAUGCAAGGAUCUUCUUUCUUUCUGCUUCCCUGGAGGCUUAGAGGUCCGUGCUGUUGAGAGAACCCCUUCCAUGAGUGAGUUGAACGAAAUUCUUUUUGGGCAGGAACACCUUAAACAAAGAGAUCUGUCAUUUGUAUUCAGGUUACAGGGUGCUGACAACUCAACACUUUAUGGAUGUUGUGUCUUAGUUGAAGAACUAGUGCAAAAGCCCUCUGGAUUGCUCUCUCUGUUUUCUGAUAAGCAGCCAUCUAGCUCUUACUCUUCUUUUAGACGACAUAUAUUAACUACUCAGAGAUGUUACUGCAUUCUUUCAAGGCUUCCAGCUUUUGAAUUGCACUUUGGUGUGUUAAAUAGCAUCUUCACUCAAGAAAGGCUAGAGCGGUUGACAAGAAGUGUUGGGGAUUUAGAUUUAGAAUUUGUCGAAGGUAACUAUGAGGGAGAAAACUCAGAGGGAUAUUCAGACUCAGAAAGUGUUGUGGUGAACAAUGAACCAACAGAAGACAGACUUGAUGCAAAUCCAAUAAUAUCUCAAUCAAGAGUGAGGGAGUCUACACCUGAAAACAGUCUGGAUGAUGGUCAACCAGAGCACAUAAUGGUUGAUGGGGAGCUGCACAAAUUUAAGGAGAGAAUAAAUUAUGACAGUAGUUUUCUUACUGGUCCUGUAACUGAUAAGACAACGGCCAAAGUAGAAUCUGUCCCUACAAAUUCUGAAGAAGGCUAUCAGUGUGGGGAUACUUUUGCAACUAACAAACAAUCAGAAGACAGACAGUUACCUAAUGCUAUUUUGCCCCUACUGCGCUUUUGCCAAUAUGAAAGUUCUGACUCUUCCUGCAGUAUUCAAGGCUCGCCUUGUGAAGACAGAAAUUUUAGGAGUGAUGUUGAUGAAAAUGAGACAGAAGAUGCAUCUUUCUCUGGCCAGGAGGAUUUGAAUGACUUCAAUGAUAUUCUUGAAUGGGCUAAGGAAAAUAACCAUGGACCACUACAAAUUAUAAGCAAGUAUUACCGUUUAAGUUGCCCUGCCAGGGGCUCGUCUCUUACAUUUCAUCCUUUGGAGCACUUGUAUCCCUUGGAAUAUCACAGACCAGCUGAGACAGUUCUACGUCUUGCUGGUUCAACAGUUGAUUUGAAAACUUCCAGUACUGGUCUGGAAUUAACUGAUGCAUAUAAUGCUCUUCUGGUGGAAGAGGCAACUGCGUUAUCUGUAUGGGCUGUGGCUUGCUUAUGUGGUACAUUGAGACUUGAAAAUGUGUUAACAUUCUUUGCAGGCAUUCUACUAGAGAAACAGAUAGUUGUUGUCUGUUCUAAUUUGGGAAUCCUAUCUGCUUCAGUUUUAUCAGUUAUUCCGCUAAUCCAGCCUUAUAGAUGGCAAAGCCUGCUAAUGCCAGUUUUACCAAAUGACAUGCUCGAGUUUUUGGAUGCACCUGUCCCAUAUGUAGUUGGUAUCAAGAACAAGACCAGUGAAGUUCAGUCAAAGUUUAGCAAUGUUAUUCUGGUUGAUGCCAAUAAAAAUCAGGUGAAGUCACCAACAAUACCUCAACUGCCAAGACAGAAAGAACUACUCUCUUCUUUACGUCCUUAUCAUGCAACCCUUGUAGGAGAAAGUUACUUGGGUAGGAGAAGGCCUGUGUUUGAAUGCACAGAAGUGCAGAUUGAAGCUGCGAAAGGGUUUCUUUCAGUGUUAAGAUCUUACUUGGAUUCUCUUUGCUGUAACAUACGUUCUCACACAAUUACCAAUGUACAAUCCAAUGAUGAUAAGGUAUCCUUGCUUUUGAAGGAGAGUUUCAUUGACUCAUUCCCUUACCGUGAUCGGCCUUUUAUGAAGCUUUUCGUGGAUACGCAGCUUUUUUCUGUACAUACAGACCUUGUGCUCUCUUUCUUACAAAAGGAAUAGGGUGCCAUGCAAAACAUUACGAGAAUAUUAUUUGUUUUGUUUCAGCUUGAAGGCAAGUUCACUGUUGUAUAAUUUUCCUUCAUUGAGUUUAAAUUUUGCUCCCUUCGACAUGUUUUACCCAAACAUCCCCUCCCACGAUCCGGGCCCCUUUUUUCUUUAGGCUCACUGCAGUACCUGUAAAUAUUAAUUUAAAUUUUAUAUUCAGGCCUAAAAGUGUUAUAGGGUUUCAUUCUAUGUAAUGCCUCUUUUCUUGCAACAAGUCUAUAUAUGAUAUUCAAAAUGUAAAUAUUCCAACCCAUGUUUUAUGCUAUUAGGACUGUAUGGUCUAGAUUUGAGGCUUUAGUUUAUUUAUAUGAGAUAUUUGAUUUUGUGAGUUCAUUCCAGAUAAACACUGUAUUGGAGAAAAAACUUUGCAGAUUUGACAAUAUAUUUACUACUUCGC